Messenger RNA from Ylistrum balloti, 6393 nucleotides. Its product is annotated as PHD finger protein 13-like. Bases 92 to 700 code for a protein of 202 amino acids. Lineage: Eukaryota; Metazoa; Mollusca; Bivalvia; Pectinida; Pectinidae. The record is from RefSeq and is a predicted model, not a curated record. The transcript is spliced from 6 exons.
ACUGGAAGUUCCGUUUGUAUAUCUGAUACAGAAAAGGACUGCGUUUCAAGUCGUUGGAAUUAAAUACAGUGGAAGGAAAAUUGGUACAGAUAUGACAGAUGACAUAUUUAAAGCUCCUCGGAAUAGGAGACCGAUAAAUAGGCACGAUUUCGAGCACUCGGUUGGUGUGCCUCCAAGUAAACGGAAGAAAACAAAGGAAGACUUUUAUACAUUUUGUACUAUGAUAUUGGAAUACACACAAUAUGAAUCACAUAGACAGGAGGAGUUACGUGCACAAAACAAUAUCAGUCCUCUUGACAGCAGUGGCAGUACAGCAGAAAGUUACUCCUCUGAUACCACAUUGUCUGCUGAGAGUCCUGGUCACCUGGAAUUAUCGCAUCACCUAGACAUGGCUGACUCCGAUAACUCACAGUACAUGGAUGAUGAACAUUACGGAUAUAGUGAUACCAAUUUUCCAGAUGGUCGAGGUAUGCAAGAUGAUGAAUCGUGGGAGUUGAUCACAUGUUUUUGUUUGAAGCCAUAUGCGGGUCGACCAAUGAUUGAAUGCUCGGACUGUAAUACAUGGAUCCACUUGUCCUGUGCUAAAAUACGCAAAAACAACAUCCCAGAUACCUAUAUCUGUCAAAACUGUAGGGACUCUCGCUAUACAAAACGAAAAUCAAAUCGGAUACGGACUGAAAACAAUAAAUUCAACGUAUAACCCUAGCCCAGCUUCUUGUCAAGGUGUGUGCACGAACCUGAGCCCGGGGAACAUGACACAAAGUGAGCAUGUGCUUGACUUGGAUGCGUGCACCACCCGGCGUGUAUCUUUAAUGCAAUGAUUGUGAUAGUGGUAUUUGUUGAAUGACUUGUGAAUCCAAAUGUUAACUGAAAGGUGACUGUUAUGAUGCAUGUGUCCAGAUGUUUAAUGAAGAUUGAAUGAGGAAGUGUGAUUGUAGCAUGUGUGAACAAUGGAAUAGCAAGAGCAAUAUAUAUAUUGUUGUAUAUGUGUAUAAUCUACAAUUUAUAGAUUUAUGAGAAAGUGAAGUUAUCUAUGUGUUAAGAGUCUAUUUGAUAAUGUGAAUAUUUGAACCUGUGUGUGAUAUGAAUCAUGACUUGACAUAUAUAUCAACAUUUUUUAUUAUUUAAAUGAUGAAAACUUGGUAAGUUUGUGUUUUAUUUCUCGUUAAACAAGUGUAAAUGUUUUUAAUGCCUUUUCAUGAUGCACAUCAUCUAUGGGCUUACAAACUUUUGUAAAUAAUGCAUUUGUUUUAAACAUUUUGUAGUUGAAACAUUCCAUUUUUUUUUGUAAAAGAUGAAAAUGACAUAAGUCUAAAACUGUAUAUUCACGAGAAAAACACAAACAAAUAUGAUGAAAAGGAGUCAUAAUAUAGCUGUUAUAUAAUCCUCUUUUAAACCUAAUUUAUAAACAGUUGUAUUCAGAAAUCUGGCAUUAGUUUUAUUUUUCUGUUGGUCAAUUGGACGUCUCGAGCAUUUUUCUAAAUCAAAGUCCAACAAUCAUUGAGCUGUAUAAUUAGAGGAGCACCACACUGUACUUAUAAUAUCAUUGUGUUAGGUCACUGUGACCUAUAUUGCUCUUUUUAAUUGACUUUGGUAAAUCUGUGUUUACAUUGUUUGCUCCAUUUCUAGAUGAGCAGAAUCAGUAGACUUUUUUGAUGUUUAGAUAAGAAAUAUGUUCCAUCUGUCAACAAGCAAGUACUUUCCAAUCAAUUUUUAUUUGCAUCUUGUUGUUAACAAAGACAGAAAUAUUAGGUCUGUUCUUCAAUAGAAAUUAUAGAUUUAAAAAAAAAUUUGAUAUUGACAUUUUAUCAGUCUUAAGAUUCUCAGUGUAGAUUUUUUUUAUCUUUACAAUUCAGAUUCUGUUGGUGCCUGACAUUUUUUUAAAAGCAAAUUAUCUAUAUGUCCGUCCUUUGACCUUAUCCUCUUAAGAUAUUGAAAUGCAAGUGAUAUGUUUAUGCAAAAGAGAUAGAUGGGAGAUCUCAUUAGAUGUCACUCCAUGGUAUGUAGUCUUGGUCAGCAAUGUCUGUGUCAUAAUAUAUUUUUGAGUGUGAAAGAACACGCCUUCAUCUUUGUCUCAAUUUGUCAACCUUGAGUACGAAAAUAUCUGCCUUCAUCUCACUCAUUUGCCAGUUUCAUAAAUGCAUCUGAACAUUGAAAAACCUACUUCCUUUCCAAAGGAAAGUUUUGCAAAACUGAACAAAGAUUUCUUUGAUUUUCAUUUUAGAAUUUAUUUCAUUCUUUCUUUUUGACAUAGACUGUAAGGGAUUUAUAAAUAAAAUGCACGAUUUUAUUCAUAUUGUUAAUAGUUUACAUGUUGAAGUUAGUCUCUUUGGGUGAUAUGUUGAAAUUGAACAAGAAUUAUUCGGGUUCAGAUUUUUAACAAAGAACCUUUGGUGGAAUGAAUUAUGCUUCAACUGACAAAAUCAACAGUUAUUUCAUAAUGUCUGAGUUUGCUUUAACUAGUGCCUAAAUUUCUGUUGGAACAUCUAAAUGUAAUGAUUUUUGACACAGAUAUUUGACACCUGUACUUUUCUGUGGACUCUCACUUGUUUGGACAAGAAUAUAUGUUGCCUAAGAGCUAGGAGACUCAUCAAAUUGGAUGAAGUUAAAGAAACCCCUGUAUUCUAUAUAAAUCUGCAUAUUUUGGCUUGAUUUUAGCUAUCAUGGUGCAAGUGGAUUUGUGGUUUCCAAAAUAUGAUACAUGAAUAUGUUAUGUUUGUGUGUCAGUUAUGCAUUUUAGUCACAAUUCAGUGGUCAAGAUAUUUAUACAUGAUGUGCUCUACAAAGAAAAUUGGGAUAUUUCCUUUAGAAGCAGUGAUGCGCUGGGUCAAAAGUUUGGUCGAUACAGUUUUGCCGCCUAAUUGACAAUUUCGCAUUUUGAAAUCCAUUUCUACCAUAAUUUUAAAGCAUAUUCAUUUGGAUGUGAUCAACUAUAGGAAAAAAGAAAUCUAUUGAAAAUGUAAUUUUACUUUUAACAGAUGAGAUGAAAUUUCACUCAUGUAUAUAUAUUUAUCAAUGAGACCGAUGAAAUUGGAUAGUAUUGAUAUAAAAAGCCUGUGUAAAUUUUGCUUCUUGAUUGAUACAAUGUGAAAUACAUGGUAUACCAUAAUUCUGGUCAAUGAAUAAUUAUUUCAUGUGUAAACGGUGAUUGGUCUGAGAAAGUGUACUGUUAGAAAUUGAUCUCUUUUCUUCAUACAUAAUUUUAUUGUUGUUUUGAAACAAACAAAAUUUGUUCACAUUUAUGUAUAGUGAUAAAAUGUUAUGUUACACCUCAUUGUUUUUAUGCCAUCUGUUUGUUUUAAAAACAUACUUAAAUUUUAUAAUGCAUGUAUGAACUAAGGGAGACAAUCGGGUUGAAAUUCAUUGCUGAUUUCAAUAACGGUAAUGUUCCAGGAAUUCCCAACUUCUAAUCUACAAAUAGAAUUUAACAUUGACUUUUAAUUUGGUUUUUGAAAAAAGAAAAAUUAAAUUCUUUAAAUAUUAAAUCAUAUCAGACUAUUUUGGCAGAUUAACAAACAUAAGUAAAAGGAUGGAACAUAUAUUUGUAUAUUUGCGAGGUGAGUGUUGGUUUUUACUGGUAAUAUUUUACCAGAGCUAUAGCUCGCCACACAACAGUGCUGUUUUAUCCUAGACUGAAAUCCUUUGCAAGGGAUGAUUCGAUAUGAAGACAUUUUUACAUGUACAUAAGUUCCGAAGAAUUCCACAUGUUGUCAAUGAUUUUGUCACUUCCUUUGUUAUUUGUGCUUAUUUCGAUUCUCUACUGAAUGAUUUCAUAAUAUUUUGAAGAUUUCUUACAAAGUCUUUUGGUACAAAAGUGUAUAUAUUGGUGUGAUCACCAUCUUGUUUUGUACUAAGAGUAACGUCUUUAUUUUCAUAUGGAUCUUUCCUUAUACUCGUGGAAAUAUGUUUUUUUAAAUAAAAAAUGAAUCCGAACUAAAGAUAUCAGACAUUUAUUCACAUAAAAUAAUUUAAAUGUUUUGAAUGUGAAUAAUUUGACCCAUGAAAAUAAAGAGAAUUUACAGUAGUUGAUAUCGUUGUCAUAUAUACUCUUAUAGAAAGGAGAUUGGCAUAGGAUUUAAGUGACAAAAUCAUCUUUGUAAUGUGAUCAAUUCAUUGUACAGUUUUGUAGCUAUCAAAGCAUUAUAUUUCUGUUGAAAUACACAUUAAACAAUGCUGUCUUGAGAAUUUCAUAAGAGGCUUCUGUUUAUGUUUUUUACAGUUACGUUUUUGUUUAUUUGAUGAGGAAAUCUGGUUUUGUUGACUUCAUUUUUGCAAAACUGCCAUUUGUUAUUUCUUUAAAGUUUCAUUUCUGUGAGCAAAUAAGAAUUCUUUACUAUUUUUCAUCAACUAUUAAAUCUAAAUAUGGGCAUUGAGAUACUGGUAGCUCGGAAGAAAAACUUUAUACAUGAAAUUAUUCAAUGCCACUGAGGUAUUCUGCUAUUCAUAAAAGCUUACAGAGACCAACAUGAAGUAAUUGCUAAGUUAAAGGUGAUAUAUAUAUAUUUAUCAUUGUUCCUUGAAGUUAACAUUUUGGUGUCUCUAUGAUAAAUCAUUUCAUACCAACUUUGAUUGAAUAGAUUGAUAAUGUUCAAAUAAGGCAGAAUUGGUUCUUACAUUGAAAGUCACUACAAGGCAGCUAGGUAUGUGAAAGUUUUGUGUUGUUGAUCCUGCCAGAGUUGAAAGGUUAUGCCAGGCUUUCUCUAUGCGUACUAGUUGAUAUAAUUGAUGACAAUAAAGCUCUACACAAGUCUGCUUUUCUAAAAAUUAUUUUUUAUAAAAAAAGAUACUUCCCAAGUGCUUUCUGCUGAUCUGUCUUUGGAGUAUGUGCUACUUUGCGAUGAAAUUCAUUUUUCUUCAGAACUUCGUUCUUGUAUUGUCUGGUAUCAAGUUAGGAAUUUCCAAAGGAAAUUUGUAAAACACUCUAGAUAUGUUUAUGCACACAUGGCAGAAAAACUUUCUUCGUAUGUCGGUCCAGAAGUAUUUAAACCUUUACCUAAUUUAGGACACCAUUCACUCGUUGCAUUUUUUGAAUACCCCAUAUUAUUUCCUACAAUCAGAUGAUUCAAAACAGUGGGCAGGAGAAAUGCACAACCUACUGUAAUAUUAAGGUUUAGUCUGAGAAGAGAGAGAGGGUUAGUGUAUUCAAAUAACUAGUAAAAACUGAAUUGAAGGGAGGGUAUUAAAUGAUUUAUUGUUGAGUCUAGACUAUGAAUUCUCUGAGACAAGGACCAAAGUUUGAUAUUUGACAUAGAUUUCAGUGUAAUGCACAUAAUUGUGGAAUUGUCUCCCUUGGCUAGGGGAAUUAUAGCUUGGAUAUGAAACCUUGUAAAGAAUGUGAAUAUGUCAUAAGCUGGUGGCUGACUUACAAAAUUUGAAACAUGAUGCGUAAUAAAAAAACGUACUAGAUUUUUUUUAUACAUUCUGUAAAUAUAUACAUUUGUACAGACAUUUUUAAAAAACAACUUUGUCAUGAACCGAAACCUUUCACAUUCUAUGAUUAUAAUAUUAAAGAUGAUGUAAACUAAUUAUGAGGAAGGUUUCUUUUUCAAGGUGAUUAGUUUAAAUUUUGUUUCCUGUUUUGUAAAUACAAUGAAAUUCUCAUUAUUUGAUUUUGAUGGAAAUUAUGACAAACAUUAUCAAUGUAGAAUGGUUUUAGAUUAAUGUGAGAUGUAUGUUCAAAUUGUAGCAAGUGAUAUUUGUUAUUUUCUGAUAACCCAAAGUGUCCUUUUAUGCUUCAGAAAAUAUCACUUGAAACCAAAGUUCUUACACUGUAGAUAUAAUACCUGCCCAGAUGUGAAGUUUUUUCUUUGCUACAUAUCUGAGAAACCAAGUUACACAAAAUGUACAAAGUUCCAUGUUCUGUGAUGAUGUUAAUUAGUAACUGAACUUGAGGUCCAAUAUUGGGAAAAAGAAAUUGGAUAAUUCCAUUUAAAAUUUUAAAAGUGUUUUCAUUGUUAAAGUUAUCAAAUAGAAUAAGAUUGAUAAACAGGAAGAAUAAAUCUUCCAAAUGUUGUAUGAAAAUUUUAAGUGUAAUUAUGAAAAUGUAAUAGAUUUGAUAAAUAAUUGAAUAUUCCUUUAAAAAAAAAGUAUUCAGCAAGAUUCCCCAUAUAGGGCCUCGAUUGGACAUUUCACUCUGAGGUCACAGUUCCUAUUUAUAUAUACCCUAAAUAAGGGCAUUGUUAUAACCGUGUUUGUGUUAAGCCAGUUUGUGUGGUGUUAAGUCUCCCAAGGACAUAAUUAUAAAUUUCCUUGAAGGCUCACUGCAUUAUUUAAAUGUUUACAUAAAAUAUGCAGUUUGUUGCAAUCUGCAUUUUGCAGUCUAAUUAUGUACUUAUUGUGUCUCCAUGCUGCCAAACCAGCAAGGAGUAAAUAAAUUUUGUUACAAAACAGAAA